Antechinus flavipes (yellow-footed antechinus) is the source of this 1418-nucleotide messenger RNA. It is a transcript of the gene CBLIF, whose product is annotated as cobalamin binding intrinsic factor. NCBI's taxonomy places the organism in Eukaryota, Metazoa, Chordata, Mammalia, Dasyuromorphia, Dasyuridae. Gene Ontology annotation, biological process: cobalamin transport. Gene Ontology annotation, molecular function: cobalamin binding. The record is from RefSeq and is a predicted model, not a curated record. The transcript is spliced from 9 exons. Bases 1 to 1245 code for a protein of 414 amino acids.
AUGAUCCUGUUUACAAUCCCUCUCCUGAGCCUCCUCUGGGCUGUGAGCGGGGCCCACACCCUCGCCAGGAGUGAAUGCUUUAUUCCUGCAGAAAAGCAAGCCUUGGUGGAUGACCUCCAAGAUGUCAUGGAGAGUUCCGUGACUCCAUCCUCUUAUCCCAAUCCAAGCAUCCUGAUUGCCAUGAACUUGGUUGGGGCCCAUAAUGCAGAGGCCCAGAAGCUCCUCACUAAUCUCAUCUUGUCCACUGAUCCAAAAGAUCUUACCAUUGGCCAGCUGGCCCUCAGCAUCAUGGCUCUCACCUCAUCCUGCCAAGAUCCUGGAAACAGACUCUCAAUCCUGAAAAAUAAAAUGGAGGAAUGGAAAUCUUUAAGCCCACAAGAUCCACAUACAGUCUUCUAUGGACCUAGCCUGGGACUCUUGGCUUUAUGCCAGAAGAACCAAGAGGACACCUUGAAACUAGCUGUCAGAUUUUCCAAGAUGUUGCUAGCCAAUGUCUCACCUUUCAACAUGGAUACCGGAGCCAUGGCAACCUUGGCCCUGACUUGCGUGAGCAAUAUGGUCUCUGAAGAUCUGGACGAUGAAUACAAUCAGUUAUUUGGUAACGCAUUAACCAGCGUUAUGGAGAAUAUCAGCAGGAGAAUUGAAGACAAUGGCCUCAUUGGGGGAUCCUACAGCACAGGCCUAGCCAUGCAGGCCCUCACUGUGCAAGCUGAAGAGAACUGGAACUGCCAGAAGACCAUGGAAACAGUCCUCAGUGAGAUUGAGCAGAAUAGAUUUAAUAACCCCAUGGCCAUCUCCCAGAUUCUUCCUUCCCUGAAGGGCAAAACUUAUUUAGAUGUGCCCCAUGUUAUUUGCUCUACUGAUCAAGAGGAAAAGAAAACUCUACAGGAACACCCUAGCCCCUUCUUGCCAUCAGCUUCUAAUAUCACCGUGAUUUACACAAUCAAUAACCAGCUGAGGGGGGUGGAACAGACCUUCAAGGAAACGGAGGUCAUCAGUGUGGAAAAGGGAUCGCUCCUCCUUGUUGUUCUAGAAGAAGCCCAGCGCAAAAACUCAAAGUUCAAAUUUGACUCCAAAAUGACAUCCUGGGGGCUUUAUAUCACCGCUAUCAACAACAUUUAUGAAGUAGAAAACCACAGGACCUACUGGCAGUUCCUUAGUGGCAAAACUCCUUUGGACCAAGGGGUCAGCUACUACAUCCCCCAUGACAAAGAACACAUCACAGCCAACUUCACACAGUACUAAGAUGAUGUCCACACUCAAUUUCUCAUCAACUUUCAUGGGGAAGACAGAUUUAUAUUAACUAUGCCUACGUCGCACUUGUAUCUGCCCUACAAAGGUCAGCAAUGAUUACACCGAAAUAAAAGAUGCAUUGAGCAAUUGUUUACAUUCCUAUUUUAUUCCCUUUGGUCUCAGGA